Messenger RNA from Episyrphus balteatus (marmalade hoverfly), 897 nucleotides. RefSeq lists its product as uncharacterized. The transcript has 8 exons. Lineage: Eukaryota; Metazoa; Arthropoda; Insecta; Diptera; Syrphidae. Bases 13 to 897 code for a protein of 294 amino acids. The record is from RefSeq and is a predicted model, not a curated record.
AAAGUCUCACCAAUGAAUACCAAUAUCGGACUGGUGCAGUCGCACCCCUUAUUGUACGACAGGGAGUCGAGGGGUUAUAAUAACCCCCGGGAGAAGGCGGAUGUUUGGGAGGUAAUCUCUCAGCAGUUGGUCCCGGAGUAUAGCUCCCUUUCGGACGAGAUGAAAGCCACUUUGGAAGAAGGACUUCAGAAAAAGUGGAAGAGUCUCAGGGACAACUUCCUGAGGGACCAUUGCCGAAGAGCCGAGGGCAAAGAAAUGAGGCCUAUUAGCGGCAAAAAUCAGGCUCUCCAAUUUUUGGAGCCGUUCUUGAUAAAUGAAAGCGUGACGGAAAGCGUGACGGGAAGAGAGAUGUAUUGCGGGGAGAGUUUGGAUGAUGAUGGAGCAAUAGCUUCUGUGUCAAGGACACAAGAAGUGGGGCCAUCAAAUCUGCCUUUUAUGCUAGAGUUUGCAAACGAUUUGCGAAAAGUCGAAGGCAAAAGUAGGCGAUUGACGCUAAAGCGGAUGGUCAUGGCGGAAGUCAUCAAAAUUAAAAAUGAAAAUGAAAUAGAAGAUGACGACGAAGAUGAUGAUGAAGCUGCACUCAGUGGAGAUCGAAGUCCAGAUGAUGCUCGAGGGCAUAUGUCUGGGACAGAAGAGGAGGUGGGCAACAGCUUUGCAUCCGAGGUUGCAAAGCAUAUGGAUAACCUCGGUUUUUUGAAAAGAAACAGUUUCAAAUCCACUAUUUUGUUGUUCCUUAACAUUCUGGUACAGGGACCUCUAAAACAUACAAUGGAUAUGUACAACAUGAUGAUGAAUUUUAUUCAAUUUGAGAUUGACUUCGUCCUCGAUAUUCUCGAUAAUGCUGAAUUGUUGGACCGGAGGCGGGAGCUGUCGCUAAAGCUGGUCUCUCAAUCGUAA